UUUCAAUCUAGGCGUGUUUCCUGCGCCCGAAGAGAAUCCAGCCCUGCCUGCAUCUUACUAGGGUGGAAUUGGAAGAAAGAUUUUACUCGUACAAUUUUCACAUAUGAUUUUUAUAUAAUCGCCGUAGGUAAACAUCGGUUUUCCUCAGUUUAUUAUAUAUCGUUAUAACGAGAACAAGGGACGGAUAAUCCUCUCGGGGUAAACGCUUUUAUAGCCAGCCUAAUCAAUGACAUAAAUGUCAGUCGGUCAAGGUCCAAGCUCCAGAUGUGCUUUUAACAUUUAACGUUACACAUCUACUUCAGCUUUCUCGUUUAUAAUUUGUGCAUAUUUUGGACGUAAGCGAUUUAUAAAAUGUGCUGAAGUGGAUGUUUUUAAGGACAAUAUGGGAAAUGUUCGCGUCUGGAUGAGAAUUUUGCUUUUUGAUAUCUGACUGAGACUUCAGCUAUGGAUUUUGAGUCCAGGAUAGCAGAUAUGUAGAACGACGGACUGCCGAUUCAAAGACUAAAACACUAGAGAUGAACCUACAAACAAAUCUUACCCAUGAAGGAAGAGUCAUCACAUGCCUGUAGAGAAUCUUGAACGCUUACAUUUUGUCUUCAGUAUUUUCUAAACUCAGGUUAAUCUUUUAGUGCACGCGGUUGUAGUUUAUUUUAUUGCCUAAAGACUGACACUGGUCGCACUGACCAAAGACUGCUUAUUGCUACCAUGUCGGCGGUGAUGAUAGCACGGAAGGUUACGCGAAAAUGGGAGAAAUUGCCUGGGAAAAACACGUUCUGCUGCGAUGGACGGAUUAUGAUGGCUCGACAGAAAGGAGUAUUUUACCUGACCUUAUUUCUCAUCAUUGGGACCUGCUCUCUUUUCUUCGCCUUUGAGUGCCCGUACCUGGCAGUGCACCUGUCUCCUGCCAUCCCUGUGUUUGCAGUACUGCUUUUUGCCUUUGUGAUGGCCAUGCUGCUGAGAACCAGCUUCAGUGACCCAGGGGUGCUGCCACGGGCGCUGCCGGAGGAGGCCAGUUUCAUCGAGAUGGAAAUUGAAGCGGCCAAUGGAAACGUCCCGGCCGGCCAGCGUCCUCCUCCACGCAUCAAGAACGUGCAAAUUAACAAUCAGAUAGUCAAGCUGAAGUACUGCUACACCUGCAAGAUCUUCAGACCCCCUCGUGCUUCCCACUGCAGCAUCUGUGACAACUGUGUGGAUCGCUUUGACCAUCACUGCCCCUGGGUGGGAAACUGUGUGGGAAAGAGGAAUUACAGAUAUUUCUACCUGUUCACACUCUCCCUGUCUCUGCUCACCAUUUAUAUCUUCGCCUUUGACAUCGUCCAUGUGGUUCUGCGUUCUGUGGACUCAGGAUUUGUAAAUACUCUUAAAGAAACACCUGGAACUGUGUUGGAGGUUCUGGUCUGUUUCUUUACCCUCUGGUCUGUGGUAGGAUUGACUGGUUUCCACACCUACUUGAUCUCCCUCAACCAAACCACAAAUGAGGAUAUCAAAGGCUCAUGGUCGGGAAAGAACCGAAUCCAGAACCCAUACAGUCACAAGAACUUCAUCAAGAACUGCUGUGAGGUUCUAUGUGGACCAGCUUACCCCAGUGUGCUGGACAGAAGAGGUGUGAUGCUUGAAGACACAUCUAGCCCCGCCCCCUCUGAUGCAUCUGCUCCUCCUACCACCAAAAUCAGCAACCCUGCACCACAAACUACAGUAAGACAGCAAUUAUUCAAAAAACCCACAGCUCCUCUGAUUCCCAAUGAGCAUACGCCUGAUGACGCCAAACCUAGCAUUGCUGCAGGCACCCAGAAAACCAACUCCCCUAAAGAGGAGAAACCUCCGUCGUUCAGUGUCCCGCACACAUCGUCCUCCAACGCCGUCGCCCCUGCGGUCAUCAAAGAGUCCGCCCACUAGCUUCGGCAGCAGACUUCUGUCAAAUCUCUACAUGAAGGAACACACAGAAAAACUUAAUGGACCACUGAUGUGAAGGACAGAUGCAUAUAGACGAGCUGAUCUACUCUCAUGCAAAGAUGAACUUCUUUUCCUACGUAGAUUCUGCUCAAAACUCUCAAAUCUGGAAGUCUUGAUUCUGUCCUCUGUACAGUAAAUCACAGCAUGAUAAAACUUACGAGAGCCAUAGACUGAGAAUGGACUGCCCAGAUGCCGAAUAAGAAAACGAAUUUGCUCGAUGAGCUCAUGAAAUGUUGUUUUCCAGUGUCAUUACCUGUAUCUGAAUAGCCUGCUUCCUUUAUUCCUACUUGGUAUUUGUGUACCUUCCUAAAUGAACAAUUUAAGCUUCUGUAGUAGUUGGUGCAAAGGCCCUUUGUGUUUCCAGAGAGUUAAAGAAAAGUGCUUUAGCCAUAGCUUUUUGAAAUGACAUUAGGACCAAUAAAACUGCUUUCAUCUGAUGAUAGAUUGUGCGGACCCGCUCACAGUCGUGUGGAUGUUAGGCUGUGCUUGUAUUUUUGUGUUUAUCCUCCUGUGUGUGUGUGUGUGUGUGUGAGAGAGAGAGAGUACAGGCCGAGCUGCUGUUGACAGACAUCAGUAUGAGUGCCUUAUCUAUGCUCUCCUAUUACAUACAACCAAUGCCAUCUUCAGACGAACCCUUAGAUGUCUUAAUAUUACUCACACCUGCACAUGCAAGUUAAUCAAAGUGAAUUUUAUACAAUAUUAAUAUCAGAAAGCAAAAAAGCAUCGGGUAAAUGUACAUAUUGUAAAAACUGAAAAAGCUGCAAAUUCCAUGUAGGUGGAAUUUUUUUUUGAUUUAUUAUCAAUUAUUUUAUUAUUAUUAUUAUUAUUUAUAACUUUGCUGUCCCCUUCAUACCCGAAUGUCUCUGACAUUCCAGGAUCAUACAGUACUAAUGCCCGAGUUUGUUUUCUGUAGUCACUACCUAAGAAAAAUUUAUCCUUUAUUUAUUUCUAUCGACUGUCAGCAGCCGAGGAUGUAUCUGAUCACGGCAUUAUAAAUGACUUUACAUUUGAAAGGUACCCCACAUGUUGUUGUUGUUGUUGAGUGCAGACCUGGGAAUUGAUGGCAUUUUAGCAUGUUUUUGAAUUAAAUUAUGCUUGUAUGUUUUUCUUUACCACAUUGUUAUCACUAUUAAAAGUGGGACAACUUGCCCCAGAGUGUGUA
Molecule: messenger RNA, 3115 nt
Organism: Misgurnus anguillicaudatus (oriental weatherfish)
Lineage: Eukaryota; Metazoa; Chordata; Actinopteri; Cypriniformes; Cobitidae
Source: RefSeq, a predicted model, not a curated record